This is a messenger RNA of Trypanosoma rangeli, 570 nucleotides long. RefSeq lists its product as uncharacterized. The transcript has a single exon. The coding region runs from base 1 to 570 and encodes 189 amino acids. Lineage: Eukaryota; Euglenozoa; Kinetoplastea; Trypanosomatida; Trypanosomatidae. The record is from RefSeq and is a predicted model, not a curated record.
AUGCUUCGUGCGACUUUGUUGCUUAGUGCUCGGGGCGUUAUUAAGCGACGCACCCCUCAAUUGUGGGGAGCCCCUGGUGCGCCAAUUAUUCGCAUGCGUGGCCAUCACGUCGUGUGGAAGUUUCAGUCGUACGAUCUUAUUGUAGAACACACUCACAAGCGGCGCAACUCCGACAUCCGCCUGCUGCACUACCUCGGCAAACACUGUCCACACCCGCAAAAAUCGCUGUGGUCGCCUGACACCCCGGUUGCACAGGACAGGCACUUGUUUAUGCUGACCACCGUUGACGUGGAUGCGUUCAAGUACUGGUUUGGUGUGAAGCGGUGCCGGUUGUCGAUGCGGCCGUGGGCUCUUCUUGCAAAGGCCGGCCUGUUGCCACCGUCGCUGCGGCAAAACUCCAGGAUCAUGCCCAAGCCACUCUUUGACAAGGAGCAGCUUAUGCGGUACUAUCUCGCCAACCGGAAAGACGAGGCCGCCGUCGCACGGGAGGAAUAUUUGAACUACAAGAAUAGUCUAGUAAAGUCAGAGGAGGAACGAGCUGCAGAGAGGCCAGUGGCACCGUAUCUUUAA